Molecule: messenger RNA, 2045 nt
Organism: Gastrolobium bilobum
Lineage: Eukaryota; Viridiplantae; Streptophyta; Magnoliopsida; Fabales; Fabaceae
Product: probable protein phosphatase 2C 55
Exons: 5
Coding region: 405-1940 (511 amino acids)
Source: RefSeq, a predicted model, not a curated record
ACAAUUUUCUAUACGCACAUGUUCUUUUUUUCUCAUCGAUGGUCACGUUGUGGCUGUGGCAUGUUCCUCUGAAGCGGGAAAGUUAACCGAGUAGAAGCGAAAAUAGGUUAGAGCCUCGUGUCCCUCGCUCUCUUUCUGUCUCUCUCACCUAACCCCUUCAAGAUUCAUUUUCGGCUCUUACCUUCAUUCCUAUUUUCUUCAAUAUUUAAGCAGCAACACCUUCCGCUUACGUUUCAAGCUUUUAGGGUUAGGGUUUUCCUCCGAUUUUCCCCAACUGUCUCUGAAUAAUUGAAAUAUAUCGAAGGGGUUUGUGCACUGUGUUGUAAGUGAAUUAAGCAUUGAUGUAUUGGGAGUUAUGAAAUUGCCUUUAGCAUGUAGUGGUGGUAACGAUCUGGUUGUUAUUGAUGAACCUGAAUUCUUGUGUUGGAAAAAUGCCAUCUAAUUACUUUUCAAGGCUCGGAACUCUGAUUCAGAGAUCAAUUGUGGGGAAAGAAGGAAGAAUCCAGGGCUCUGAAGUUCUGAUUGGACAAGGGAAGUUGUGGUUUGGUGGUUCUCUGCAAUUUUUUCACUCUUUAAAUAGCUCAUCGUGUGUGCACCUGCGCCGCAGCAUUGUUUUAGCUUCUAGCUUUGAAUUAGAUGGUAAAAGAAGAACUUUGUCUGUAGUUGAUACGCUAUCUCGAACAUUUUCCAUUCCCUCUGUAUCAGGGCCUUCGUUUCAGGUCUGUGGAUACCACAUUGAUUGUGCUCUUUCGGGACCUGAUCGGUUUCCAACUGGUGCGAAAUUUCAGGCUAAAACAAUGGCUUCUCACUUAUCCAGAGUUGUGGUUGGUGAAUGCUAUUUAGAUAACUCAGCUUUGAAGCGUAGUCACCGUUCGCUGUCAACAAUGAAUAGCAGUAAUAUCUGCUUGAGCACGAGUUUGGGGAAUGGUAGAAAAGUGAGCAUGAGUUUGGAAAACCAUCGGCAGCCAGAUAAUAGUGCAAUUUUUGGCUAUUUCAUUUAUAAUGUUGCAAAGGCUUGGCAUAGCUCUUACCAUUAUGCACAGUCAGGGUCUGGAGGUUUCCAUAGUUCGUCAACAUCAUGUAACUCUGUUGGGCCUGCUCAUGAUGUGCCUUUUGACACUUCUUCCCGUGAGGAGCAGCUAAAAAAUUCUUCAAAUUCAUCUGAACAGAAAACUCCUUCAGGCAAAAUCCUCAAGUUAGUAUCAGGAUCAUGCUACUUGCCCCAUCCUGAAAAAGAAGAAACUGGUGGAGAAGAUGCUCAUUUUAUAUGUUCUGAGGAACAAGCAAUAGGGGUGGCAGAUGGUGUUGGUGGCUGGGCAGAUCUUGGUGUUAAUUCUGGAUAUUACUCUCGUGAGCUCAUGUCCAAUUCAGUGGAUGCUAUUCAGGAGGAGCCCAAAGGUUCAAUUGACCCAGCUAGGGUGUUGGAAAAAGCACACUCAAGUACAAAAGCUAAGGGUUCCUCUACAGCAUGCAUCAUUGCACUUACUGAUCAGGGGCUUAAUGCUAUUAAUUUGGGAGACAGUGGGUUUAUGGUGGUCCGUGAUGGGUGUACCAUAUUCCGGUCCCCAGUGCAGCAACAUGAUUUCAAUUUCACCUAUCAGCUGGAAUGUGGUACUAACGGUGAUUUACCUAGUUCUGGUCAGGUUUUUACAAUUCCAAUUGCUCCCGGAGAUGUCAUAGUUGCUGGUACUGAUGGGCUGUUUGAUAACUUAUACAAUAAUGAGAUUACAGCGGUGGUGGUUCAUGCCAUGAGAGCCGGCUUAAGCCCUCAGGUGACAGCUCAGAAGAUAGCUGCGUUGGCACGACAACGGGCACUCGAUAAAGACAGACAGACCCCUUUCUCAACUGCUGCUCAGGAUGCUGGAUUCCGUUACUAUGGUGGCAAGCUUGAUGAUACUACUGUUGUUGUUUCAUAUAUUACCAAAUCUGAAGAUGCUUAAAUUCAUUUUCUGUGCCUCCUGUAUAUAUUCAUUUUGUCCUGGUGAUGACGACAUGUUGUGAUUGUAACUCAAAAAGUUUAUUAAUCACAUUCUAUUGAGUCAGCU